UAAUAGUGAAGACUUUAAUAGGCGACCCUUAUUAUCGCGGCUUGGUGGGAGUCAGUCUGACCACGAAAAAAGGGUCCAGUCCAGCUGUUCCAACCCCGUACAGAUGUCUGGGGGAGGUCCGCCCGUGCCUAGCUAUGUCCACGAUGUUACGAAAGCAUUCCAGGACCACACAGCGGCGGAAACACGAAGGUCCCGCCUCCGAGAGACUCCGGCCCGGUCGCCCCAGACAGCGCUGAUGAGCCGCGGUACGGGAUCAUGCGGUGCCGCAGACGUCGACGACACCUAAGCGUCUUCAAGAAUCCUCUGCAGCAAGACGUCUUCAGGUGACAAGGUCAUUCUCAGGAUGAACAAAAGAGUCCGAUGUGGAAAGUUGCAGGACAAGUUUAGUCCUGCGGCAGCUGUGACGUAGACGGUUUGGGCGGACCACGGUUACCUCUGAAAGAACGUCAGAAGUCACGGUGGGGGUCUACGCGCACAACAUAGCGCUGGGAGAACUGUCUUUUCCCCGCUAAGAUACAGAAAACACUCAGCAAAACCGAGAAGUGUUGUCAGAAGAGGUUGAAACGUUCAACAACACGACUGCCUCCAAGUCUACAGAAUAAAGGAACACAUCUUCAGAAUGGAAACUUCUCCGUCGGUUGGGCGCUGGCUUCUCCUUGCACUGGUCAUGGGAUCAACAUGUAAGCUGAUUGUUCAAGGACAAACAGCUUCAACGUCUUUAGAAAUACCUCAAGCAUCUGCAACUUCAACUCCUACUCCUUCUCAGCGACCCUCAAAUGUGUCACCGACAGUCAGUCAAACUGUAGCUCCAUCUCCCAGUCCAUCUGUGUUCACAGUGCCGACAGUCAGUCCAACUGUAGGUCAAAGUCGGACUUUGUCACCGACAGUCAGUCAAACUGUAGCUCAAUCUCCAAGUCAAUCUGCGUCCACAGUGCCGACAGCCAGUCCAACAGUAGCUCCAACAGUGUCACCGACUGUCAGUCCAUCUGUAGCUCCAUCAGUGUCACCAACAGUCAGUCCAUCUGUGCCUCCAUCUCCAACUGCGUCACCGACAGUCAGUCCAACUGUAGCUCCAACAUUGUCACCGACAGUUAGUCCAACUGUAGCUCUAUCUCCAUCAAUGUCACCUACGAUCAGUCCAUCUGUAGCUCCAUCUCCAAUAGUGUCACCGACAGUCAGUCCAACAGUAGCUCCAACAGUGUCACCAACAGUCAGUCAGUCCAACAGUAGCUCCAACAGUGUCACCAACAGUCAGUUCAUCUGUGCCUCCAUCUCCAACUGCGUCACCGACAGUCAGUCCAACUGUAGCUCCAACAUUGUCACCGACAGUCAGUCCAACUGUAGCCCCAUCUCCAUCAGUGUCACCUACAGUCAGUCCAUCUGUAGCCCCUUCUCCAUCAGUGCCACCAACAGUCAGUCCAACUGUAGCCCCAUCUCCAUCAGUGUCACCUACAGUCAGUCCAUCUGUAGCCGCAUCUCCAUCAGUGUCACCAACAGUCAGUCCAACUGUAGCCCCAUCUCCAUCAGUGUCACCUACAGUCAGUCCAUCGGUAGGUCCAUCUCCAUCAGUGUCACCUACAGUCAGUCCAACUGUAGCCCCAUCUCCAUCAGUGUCACCUACAGUCAGUCCAUCGGUAGGUCCAUCUCCAUCAGUGUCACCAACAGUCAGUCCAUCUGUAGCUCCAUCUCCAUCAGUGUCACCAACAGUCAGUCCAACUGUAGCCCCAUCUCCAUCAGUGUCAACUACAGUCAGUCCAUCGGUAGGUCCAUCUCCAUCAGUGUCACCAACAGUCAGUCCAUCUCUAGCUCCAUCAGUGUCACCUACAGUCAGUCCAUCGGUAGCUCCAUCAGUGUCACCAACAGUCAGUCCAUCGGUAGCUCCAUCUCCAUCAGUAUCAUCUCCAUCAAUGUCACCUUCGGUCAGUCCAUCUGUAGCUCCAUCCCCAACAGUGUCACCAACAGUCAGUCCAUCUGUAGCUCCAUCUCCGACAGUCGGUCUAUCUGUAGCUCCAUCACUGACAAUCAGUCCAACUGUAGCUCCAUCAGCGUCACCGACAGUCAGUCCAUCUGUAGCUCCAUCAGUGUCACCAACAGUCAGUCCAUCUGUAGCUCCAUCUCCAACAGAUUCACCAACAGUCAGUCCAUCUGUAGCUCCAACAGUUUCACCAACAGUCAGUCCAUCUGUAGCUCCACCAGCGUCACCGACAGUCAGUCCAACUGUAGCUCCACCAGUGUCACCUACAGUCAGUCCAUCUUUAGCUCCAUCAGUGUCACCGACAGUCAGUCCAUCUGUAGCUUCACCAGCGUCACCGACAGUCAGUCCAACUGUAGCUCUACCGGUGUCACCGACAGUCAGUCCAUCCGUAGCCCCAUCUCCAUCAGUGUCACCAACAGUCAGUCCAUCUGUAGCUCCAUCUCCAACAGUUUUACCGACAGUCAUUCCAACUGUAGCUCCAACAGUUUCACCGACAGUCAGUCCAUCUGUAGCUCCAUCUCCAACAGUGUUACCGACUGUUAGUAGAUCUGUAGCUCAAACAGUGUCACCGACAGUCAGUCCAUCAGUAGCUCCAUCUCCAACAGUUUCACCGCCAGUCAGUCCAUCUGUAGCUCCAUCUCCGACAGAUAGUCCAUCUGUAGCU
Molecule: messenger RNA, 2639 nt
Organism: Branchiostoma floridae (Florida lancelet)
Lineage: Eukaryota; Metazoa; Chordata; Leptocardii; Amphioxiformes; Branchiostomatidae
Product: fap1 adhesin-like
Exons: 5
Coding region: 620-2518 (632 amino acids)
Source: RefSeq, a predicted model, not a curated record